Molecule: messenger RNA, 968 nt
Organism: Lathyrus oleraceus (garden pea)
Lineage: Eukaryota; Viridiplantae; Streptophyta; Magnoliopsida; Fabales; Fabaceae
Product: protein LIGHT-DEPENDENT SHORT HYPOCOTYLS 10
Exons: 2
Coding region: 169-720 (183 amino acids)
Biological process (GO): response to light stimulus; mRNA transcription
Cellular component (GO): nucleus
Source: RefSeq, a predicted model, not a curated record
CAAUAGAUGUUAUUUUCAUCUUUCUCCACUACACUCACAAAUUCUUUCACCACCUCCAUUAUACCUCUCUUUCCCACAAACAUCUAUUAAUUCCUUCUCACCCUCAUAUCUCACACAAACACACAUACACUACUCAUAAAAUAAUCAACUAUACACUAUUCACUCACCAUGUCCAUCUCAAUGCAAAACGACACCGUUCAAGCCUCCUCAUCUUCAUCAAGACCUGGUGCCACCGCCGAUCACCCAUCGGUGGUAGCUCCUUUAAGCCGCUACGAAUCGCAAAAGAAACGUGACUGGAACACGUUUGGACAGUACUUAAGAAACCAAACACCUCCGGUUUCUUUGUCUCAGUGCAACUUCAACCAUGUGCUUGAGUUUCUUCGUUACUUGGAUCAAUUUGGAAAGACUAAGGUUCACUUACACGGUUGUAUCUUUUUCGGACAACCCGAUCCGCCUGCGCCGUGCACUUGUCCGUUGAGACAAGCUUGGGGGAGUCUCGAUGCACUCAUCGGACGCCUUAGAGCCGCUUACGAAGAACACGGUGGUUCGCCGGAGAAUAAUCCGUUCGGAACUGGAGCUAUUCGAGUUUAUCUUCGGGAAGUUAAGGAGUGUCAAUCAAAAGCUAGAGGGAUUCCUUACACAAAGAAAAAGAAGAAGAGGAGUCAAAUUAAGGGCACUCAUAAUAAUUCUUCUAAGUCCUUCAAGCAAUUAGCUUCAUGAGAUUCAUAGGCCACAGGAAUGACUUACUUGGAUUGGGAACUACAAGUAUCAUAUGCACUUCAUCUACUGAUAAUUCAUCACAGGAAAACAUUGGUAGAUCCCAAUUUGUAAAACAGAAGAACAGAAAAAUAAUCUUUUUAAAGCAAGUUUGUUCUGAGUAAGUCUUAAAUAUAUGUACAACAACCUUGUAACUUGUAAGUUUCUUACAUAUUAGACCUCAUCUUCAACCAUGCAACUUUUCUCCACUA